GGGUCCGUCAAUUUGAUGAACAAACAGGAAAAUUCGGUGAUUAUAUAUGGCAGACAUUUGACCAAGUUGACAAACGAAUUACAAAUUUCGGAAGUGGGCUCUUGCAUCUUAAACUAAAUAUAAUAAAAGAUGGCCAAGCUGAAAAGUUUAUUGUUGGAAUUUGUUCUAUUAAUCGUCCUGAGUACAUGCUGAAUCUUUCCAAAAAACUUCCUGCCUUAAAGGCUAUAAUAACCAUUGAUCCUCUCAACGGUCCGGCCGGUGAAUCUCUACUAUCUGAAGCAUCUCGAAAAAACAUCCUUCUAUAUGAAUUUUCACAAAUUGAAAAUCAUAGUAAUCUCUUGGCAGCAUUGUGUACAGUUUAUUACGAAAACGAAGAGCCACCAGGAUCUCGAAUAAUCUCUUAUUUACCUUUGGCUCAUAUUUUUGGUAUCUUAAUGGAAGGCUUGGCAAUAAGGAUUGGCUGUUCAAUUGGUUACUACAGUGGUGACCAAAACAGAUUGCUCGAAGAUGUCCAAGUUUUGCAACCUAUAUCAUUUCCUAGUGUUCCUAGAAUAUUUAAUAGAUUAUAUCUAAGUAUAAGGGCUGCUACAAUCGACGCGCCUGGUGAGGAGGGUGAGAUGGCAAGACGUGCGUAUCAGAAAAAGUUGGCGCAUUUUACAAAAACUGGUGAAUUAAAAUACGAGGAGUGGGACAAAUUGGCAGAGAAAAAGGAAUUGGAACAAGAGUUCUUAAGGGUGACUUCACGACAUCUCAUGUUGGGGCGCCGUCACCAAGAUGUUGGAGAAAUUGAUGACCGUGGCUGUCUAAAAAUUAUCGAUAGAGUUAAAAAUAUAUUUAAGCUAGCUCAGGGUGAAUAUAUUGCCCCUGAUAAAAUCGAAAAUGUCUAUCUUAAAGACUUGCUAAUAUCUCAAAUCUUUGUUUAUGGUGAUGGGCGUCAAUCUUCUUUAGUUGCAAUAGUUAUUCCAGACCAAGGAAAUUUUAUUUCUUGGGCAAAUCAAAUUGUUGGAGGUCUAGAUUAUCAAACACUAGUGAAAAAUGAUACUGUUGUUAACGAAUUGUUGAAACGUUUAAAUAUUCAUGGAAAAAAUAACGGACUUAAAGGAUUUGAACAGAUUAAAGCAGUGCACUUGGAUACUACAGCGUUCUCUAUUGAAAACGGACUAUUAACUCCAAC
This is a messenger RNA of Racocetra fulgida, 1174 nucleotides long. The record is from the annotation of a GenBank genome assembly. Lineage: Eukaryota; Fungi; Glomeromycota; Glomeromycetes; Diversisporales; Gigasporaceae.